Laccaria bicolor S238N-H82 is the source of this 1725-nucleotide messenger RNA. RefSeq lists its product as uncharacterized. The transcript is spliced from 8 exons. Gene Ontology annotation, molecular function: protein binding. The record is from RefSeq and is a predicted model, not a curated record. Lineage: Eukaryota; Fungi; Basidiomycota; Agaricomycetes; Agaricales; Hydnangiaceae. The coding region runs from base 1 to 1725 and encodes 574 amino acids.
AUGCCUAAUCGGACGAGUUUACCUCAAACGAACAAAUCUUAUCUGAUUACCGGCAUUUGCCAGUGUGAGCUCCCAGUCGAACUUAUUUUCGAGGUCCUCUCGCACCUCCCCCUCAAGAAUCUUGCAGUAUUCCCUGUAGUUUGUCGAGAAUGGCUGGAAUUCAUCAAAGAAAACGAGUCAACAAUCUACCACAACGCUGCCCAGUUCCACAACUUCGUUCCGGCCUCUUCCAGUUCUCAACGACUCCAUGAGGCUUUGAAAGAGCUAUACUCUCAAAGAUCACUCCAAGGAGUGAAUUCUUGGAAAGAACUAUGCCAACGUCGUCUCCAAAUCCAGCAGAGUUGGCUUGGUAAUGCCCCAUCCCGCAUAGUCCGACACCACACCUCACCCAACCGUCGUGUCCAUCGCAUCAAAGUCGACGAAUUGGCCGGGUUCAUCAUCACCACUUCUCAGAGUGGCGGUCUGGCCGUCACUGAUAUCAACACCGACCAGCUGCUGUGGUCUUUACCCGAAACAUACGUGCGCGCCUACGCACACUGCGAAUACUCAAACGGAUACAUCAUCUUUGACCGCUUCACCUCUGAAAAAGAAAUCUGGCGGCUCUCCUCCAUCGAUUCCGUCUCCGCCGACUCCUCCUCCUCCCUUCCUGACACCAUUCAAACCCAAAUACCACCCGACGGAUCCCAUCCCGGGCUAUUCAAACCCCACGCACUCCUCCAAACACCCGAACCAACACGUGCCUAUCGUUUCGUGUACCCUACACUCCUAGUCGCAGCUUUCGAGCGCGUCUAUCUAUAUGACGUACCCUCCGCACGUCUCGUCCAGAUCAUCGAGAACAUACAACCAUUAACCACUAACAUCAGCCUCGGAACGCUGAAUUACGUGGACCUCAGUGCGAGACACGUCUUCCUCUGCGGUGGGCAUGCCCUUCGGGUGUUUGAUAGAGGUACGGGGAGGGCGGUGUUGACUCUCCCAUCGAACAAGUUUGUAUAUGGAAGGUGGGGGUAUAGGUUGGAGACUGGGCCGAGGAAUGAGAGUGCAAUGGGGUCGGUGCUUGUUGAGCAUGAGAUGGAGGCGAUAAUGUGUGGGCCGGGAACCGAACUGAAUCAGUAUUUCGACGAAUUCGUAGCUGUCCACGUCUCCCCAUGCGGCUCACACCUCGUCGGACUCUUAUCAAGCUCUCGCCUCAUCAUCAUGCCCCACUUCGAACGUGCCAUCCACAACCAAAUGGACAUCUUCGACUUGACCCUUGACGUCCAACUAGGUUCACCACAUGCUCAAUCCGUGUAUCUCGCGUAUGAGAACAACCGAGUGGCAGUGGUCACUGGAACAGCACUCUUCAUAGUCCACCUACCCCCCUUCGCCCCCUCCUCCAACUUUCCCGCAACCCCACCUCCCAUCCGGGUAUUCCGCGUUUUCUCCUUCUUGAACCCCGAACGACUGGGCUCCGCGUCGUGUCUCCAGAUGUCAGACACGGGGAUCUACCUGAAUUGCAAGCCGUCUUUCGGAGAUGAUGCUGACGACGAUGAUGACGACGAGGAUGAUGAUGAAUUGGACCCAGAGAUGCUGGAAGACGCGUUUUGGGACUCGAUAGCUGAUCAAGCUACUUAUGCUGUGCUCCCGAAUGGGGAUUACAUGGUAAUCACAGAUGAUCACGGCGUUGGGCAUACGAUGCGUUCUUCAGACGUGUAUAGUGUUGAUUUUGUUGAGCGAUAUUAUUCAUAA